AUGAUAAUUAUAAAGAAAUGGGACAUUUUAAAACCUAAAACUUUACUUUUUAAUUGGAAUAAAUAUUUUGGUAAUAUUCUUAUUAACAAUGAUAAAUAUAAGGAUUUAAAUACAAAAAAACCAUACUACAUGUUUAACCAAAUUAGAUGGAAAAAAAAUAGAAAAAAAAGAGAAAGGAUAAAUUUAAAUGAAGAACAAAAGAAUACGAAAUUAAAAAUCCCUCCUAUAAGAUUGGAAGAUAGAACAACUGUAUGUGAAACUCCAACAGUUAUUAGUAAAAAUAUAAGGAAUGAAAUAAUGAAAGUAUGUGUAGGAAAAGAAAGAACAAGAAGACAUUUUAAAUUUCGAAAUAAAUACAGAAUUAAAAAAUUAUUAAGUCUUACACAUGAUAAAGAAAAUGUAAAACAUAAUAAUCCUAGCACUUUUAUAACUCCUUUAACGAAGUUACAACAUGAAUCUACUUUACCAAGAACACUAAAUCAUGACCGAUUUAAUUUUCCUCAUUCAUUUCAAUACUCAGUAACUUGGCAUGGUUCAUCUAUAGUUGAUAAUGAGGAAAAUAAUAUAUGCUUUUUUAGUUCUAAUAUAAAUGAUUUAUUAUUAUCCCCAAAAGAAAAAAGAAAAUUAAUUGAAAUAUUGGGAGAAGAACGAGUUGAUUUAAAAAACAAUUUAAUUUAUUUAGAGAGUAAUUUUUUUAAUACUUAUAAUCAUAAUGCUGCUUAUUUAGGUGAUGCAGUACAAUUUUUAAUGAAAAGAAUUAAAGUUUUGUAA
Messenger RNA from Plasmodium gallinaceum, 771 nucleotides. RefSeq names its product mitochondrial ribosomal protein S35 precursor, putative. NCBI's taxonomy places the organism in Eukaryota, Apicomplexa, Aconoidasida, Haemosporida, Plasmodiidae. The transcript has a single exon. The coding region runs from base 1 to 771 and encodes 256 amino acids. The record is from RefSeq and is a predicted model, not a curated record.